Messenger RNA from Drosophila subpulchrella, 1774 nucleotides. RefSeq names its product 4-hydroxybutyrate coenzyme A transferase. The transcript has 5 exons. Gene Ontology annotation, cellular component: mitochondrion. Gene Ontology annotation, molecular function: acetate CoA-transferase activity. Gene Ontology annotation, biological process: acetate metabolic process. Bases 159 to 1592 code for a protein of 477 amino acids. Lineage: Eukaryota; Metazoa; Arthropoda; Insecta; Diptera; Drosophilidae. The record is from RefSeq and is a predicted model, not a curated record.
UGUUUGGGCGAACAAGUUGCGAAUUUGGUGCCGCCGUGGACGGAACUCAGUCUCUGAACUCUCCCCAGCGAAAACCCACCACUAAUCGCCUCCUGCAUCUCGCGAACCCCUCGUGCGUGUUUAUAAGACGUUCCGUUCUUAAUACAAUAUAAGGCAUCAUGAGCAAGCAACUGGCGCGCCAUGUGGGUCAGCUGAACAACCUCCUGAAAACGGCGACCACGGCAUCCACGGUUUCCGCCCAAAACAACUACUUCACCUAUGUCAAGGAGCUGUCGCAUCCCAUCGCCCGGGAGCCUCCAAUCGUAAAGCCGGAAGAGGCCGUGGCAUGCAUCAAAUCGGGUGACACGGUCUUCGCUGGCGGAGCCGCCUCCACCCCCGUGGCUCUGUUGAACGCGAUGGCCAAGCACGGCAAGGAGAACAAGCUGGAGUGCGUGACUGUGUGCCACAUGCACACAGAGGGUCCUGGGGAGUACGCCAAGCCGGAGUACAAGGACAUCUUCCGCUCGAACUCCUUCUUCAUGGGCGCUAAUGUGCGCAAGGCGGUGGCCGAGGGACGUGGCGACAACGUGCCGAUCUUCCUGCACGAGAUCCCGCAGCUGUUCUACAAGAAGAUCGUGAAGCCAGAUGUGUCCUUCAUCCACGUCUCGCCGCCGGAUAACCACGGCUACUGCUCCCUGGGCACCAGCGUCGAUUGUGUGCGAGCUGCCCUGCUGCACUCGAAGCUCAUUGUUGCUCAAAUCAACCCCAAGAUGCCGCGCACCUUUGGCGAUGCCAUCAUCCACAAGUCGCAUUUCGACUACGCCAUCGAGGUGAACGAUGAUCUGCCUCAGCACGGAACUGGCGAGAUCUCCGCCGUGGAGAAGAAGAUCGGCAAGCUGAUUGCCGAGAACCUGGUCAAGGAUGGCGCUACCCUGCAGAUGGGCAUUGGCAGCAUCCCCGAUGCUGUUCUCGCCGCCCUGCACAACCACAAGGAUCUGGGCAUCCACUCCGAGAUGUUCGCCAACGGCGUCGUCGAGCUGGUGCAGAAGGGAUGUGUCACCAACAGCAAGAAGAAGAUGCACCAGGGCAGGAUCGUGGGCUCCUUCUUAAUCGGCGACAAGGCUCUGUAUGACUUUGUCGACAACAACCCCUUCAUCGAGAUGUUGUCCAUCGACUAUGUGAACAACACCAGCAUUGUGAAGCAGCAGCCCCGCAUGACGGCCAUCAACAGCUGCAUUGAGGUGGACCUGACUGGUCAGGUUUGCUCCGAUUCGAUCGGCAACCGAUUCUACUCCGGAUUCGGCGGACAGGUGGACUUCAUCCGUGGAGCGGCUGAGGGUAUCGACGGACUGGGAGUGCCCAUCAUUGCCAUGCCAUCGACCACCAACAAGGGCGAGAGCAAGAUUUCGCCCACGCUGAAGCCUGGCGCUGGCGUCGUCACCUCGCGUGCCCACGUUCACUACGUCGUCACGGAGCACGGAAUUGCCUCGCUUUUCGGCAAGAACGUCCGCCAGAGGAUGUACGAACUCAUCCAGAUCGCCGAUCCCAAGCAUCGCGAGUCCCUGGAGAAACAGGCCUUCGAACGCAUCAAGGUGAUGCCAUCGCCGAACUAAGCACUGAACUCCUAGAGCCAACUACUUCCGAGCAGCAACCCGCAAUCUUUGAAGGCAUUCCCGAACUCGCUUGAUCCACUUCAUAGAACUGCAGUCAUGAUAGCCCUUAUAGCAUUACCAAAUGUGAAAUUACAAUUGAUGAGUAACGAAUUCAUGGGAGAAAUAAAACUGAAAAUUAAUUA